GCCGCCGCCCUCGCCCUCUACGCCCGCCUGCCGGUGCCGGCGGCGGGGCCGCCGGCCGUCACCGGAGGCCGGGCGGGCGGGGAGGUGAACGUGCUGCUGUGGUGGGAGCCCUUCGGGCGGCCACGGCGCACGCCCGACUGCCUGCGGCGGUACAACAUCACCGGCUGCCGCCUCAGCGCCGACCGCAGCCGCUACGGCGAGGCGCAGGCCGUGCUCUUCCACCACCGAGACCUGGCCCUGCACGGUGCUCAGGGGCUGCCCCGCGGGCCCCCGCCGCGGCCCCCCCGGCAGCUCUGGGUGUGGAUGAACUUCGAGUCGCCCUCGCACUCCCCCGGGCUGCGGGGGCUGGCCGGCCUCUUCAACUGGACCAUGUCCUACCGGCGGGACUCGGACAUCUUCGUGCCCUACGGCUACCUCUACGCCCUGCCGGCCCCCCGGCCCUUCGUCCUGCCCCGCAAGACGCGGCUGGUGGCCUGGGUCAUCAGCAACUGGAACGAGGAGCACGCCCGGGUGCGCUACUACCGCCAGCUGAAGGAGCACCUGGCCAUCGACGUGUACGGGGCGCGGGGGCUGGCACUGGCCAAGGGUGGCCUGGUGGAGACCGUCUCGGCCUACAAGUUCUACCUGGCCUUCGAGAACUCCCAGCACACCGACUACAUCACCGAGAAGCUCUGGAGAAACGCCUUCGCCGCCAGCGCCGUGCCCAUCGUCCUCGGCCCCCGCAGGGCCAACUACGAGCGCUUCAUCCCCCCCGACUCCUUCAUCCACGUCGACGACUUCCCCAGCCCUCGGCUGCUGGCCACCUACCUGAAAUUCCUCGAUAAAAGCAAGCCCAACUACAGGAGGUAUUUUGCCUGGAGGAAGAAGUACGAGGUCCACGUCACCUCCUUCUGGGAUGAGCACUUCUGUAAGGUUUGCGAGGCCGUGAGGGCAGCUGGGAAUCAGAUCAAGACUGUAGGAAAUCUGGCCAGCUGGUUUGAAAGCUGAUGUUCCUGGCAGGUGAGGUUCGCCAGCCUCAGUGGAGUGUGUCAAGGUGUAGGGAAGGAUGGAUCUCACGGAGAUCAUUAGCCGAGGAGGCGUGCAGGAGGCUGUCAUCAGUCAGAGAAGCCUACAGGUACAGGUAAACGAGCUGUGAACAGCCCACGGAAAAAUAUUUUUAUUAAAGUGCAAAAUUACGAAAGUACAAAAGAAGCAUCAGGCAAGAUGAUUCUUAAAGAGCAAAGUUAAAUUUCCAGAAGUCGUACCGAUCUGAAACCUUGUGCACAGCUCGACAUAAGUUACAGAUGCCAAGUUCUUCAGCCACACAGCUGAAACCAAUUUUGUCGGCUGUGACAGCUUCCUGGACCAUGAAGCUUUCUUCUGCUUACAGGGUAUACAUGAUCAGCGCUGGCUUUCUGUACUCCGAAGACAAAAGUGAAUAUUUUCCAGUGAAAAGCUAUUUGCAGAUGAGUUCUGAGCCGCAAGUGUUGAAUGUAAGAAUGUAAUGAUACAGUAGCACUUUUUAGCAAUGCUUGAAAUUGCAGCAGCCAACCAAUAAUGCUUUGAGCCAAAUAAUAAUUCCAUUUAGGAAAAAGUGUAUGGAGGGGACUGGAUCCAAGUGGAACAAACAGCUCAGAUGAUGCAGAGUAUUUCUUCUACUGUCUACUGAGACCAUCAGUGUGUUUAUGAAGGUGGAGAAGAAUAUUAAGUACAGAAAAAGACAGACUGUAGAAAAAAAGAUGGAAUGUUUCCACCCUCCCUUUUUUCAGGAAUUAGAAAAUGUUUACAGGAAUCUGCAUGUUUUUCUCUGCAAAAUUACUGCCAUAUAGGAAAAAAGCAGGGAAAGGCUCAGAACUACAGGGUUUUUAUUACUAUAUUGAAUCAUGUAUACGAAAAGGCUAACUUAAUUCUCUAGUAUCAUUAGGCUGUCCUGUUGUGUAGUGAUUUGAUUUAUGGCAUGUGUUUUUAAAAAUUCUGCUGCAUGGCAGACUGCCCAGGAUGCCACUUUGCUGUUUGUAAAAUAAUUAUUACCAAAAAAAACCCAAACCACCCAAACCUCAAGUCUCAAAUCGCUGCCUUUCAAAAGGAAAAUUUCUGUAGAGAAUAAGAUCUAGACUGUUGGUAAAAUACAGAUUGUGCGAGGAAAGAAUAUGAAAAACAAAAAUUUACUGGUUUGGGGUUUUUUUCCCUUUGGUUUUGAAGGGUUUUACUGGCUCAGUUUUUUAAUCAAUAAGUAGGUUCCUAAGAUAAAGGUUUCUUCUCUCAGUGCCUCCCGGGAACAUUGACUGUAGUUACUCCCUUUCAGACUCUGCCAUUUUGCUGGAGUCUUCGCAGUAGUCAGCGUACGGUUACUUUUUGGUUACAUGUUUCCCACUUGCUUCCCACGUAUUUUCACCACUUGUUUGGUGAAAUCCAAAAGGAGACUUCAAUUGCAAUUAUGCAUCCUCAGGAAGCUGAGCCUUCCCUUCCCUUUGCAACUAUAAGGUUUAGUGGCAAAAAAUGAUAACCCACAGGAGUCCUGCACAAAUGAUUUAAGAGGUUUGUCUAGUUACCCAGAGGCUUAAUUUGGAAUAAAAUCAUGGGCACAGAAUAGGUGGGGAAAGACUACAGUCAGUUGUCAAUAGAAGAUGGGCAUCAGAACAGGUGAGUUUACUGGCAUUUGUGGUUAGAAAAGGAUUAGAUUUGAUGAGCAAUAAGGGAUGUUGGGUAGAUGCUCUGAGCUGACAACCUACGGUAAUUUAUUUAAAAUAAGAUGUGCCUUAUGAAUAGGUAAGCAUAGAACUAAAGAUUAUUGAAAAAGUGUUUCUCUGCUGUGGCUACUGCUCUCAUAAAAUUGGUUUUGAUAAUUUUUAAAAUCUUAAUUUACGUAUAGCAUUAACAGUAAUAGCUAAGCGUCAGGAUAAUAAAAUCUGUCUCCCAUUGAAUUACCCUUUUUUUCUGUUUAGUUUUUAUCAGGGUUCAUAUAAAUGUAUACAAGACCACAAUCUUAAAAAUGGUGAACUAAGAUUGCACUACUUUUUAUCAGCCUGCUGAAACUAAUUCAUUUUUUACAGUCCUCCUGAAUUUUUUAGCAUUUUCUAAAAGUUUCCAGACACACAAUUCUUCUAUAUAAUCAUUAAUAAUGCCACAGGCUACAGGAGCAUCGGAAUUUCCAAAGAUACUUGGCAUCUGAUACUUUUUUCUCAAAGAGAAGCAGUUGAAGUCUUUGAUGAACAAGAGUUCUGUAAAAUUCAGAAAAGACCUAUGCAAUGAUUAAAGCAUCAUGUUUGAAUAAGAUGUUUGCAGUUGUCCUGCGUUUGUAAGUCAUGCAUUGAGUAUUUUUGAGAACUGUAUAAUGAAAACUGCAGUAUUGUAAUAAUUAGUGCGGAGGUCUUGCUUUGGGAAAAAAGAAGCUUUUUCUAGUUUUACAGUUCUUGCGUCAGCAUUGCACGCUUUUCCCUUUAGAUUUGGGAAGAAAUUAAGCCCUGGUCUACAGCUGCUGAAGUCAGUAGAACAGCAUCUCAAUAAAUCCAGUUUGGUUUUUGGCUCAUCCGCUGAUAAUUAGUGUAGGACUGUGAGCUCAGGACUGGCUUUUGUAAUUCACUUUGUAGAGCCCAAGUUCAACGGUGAAUAAACAGUUUUGGCAAGCUGGAUUGUAGAUGGGGUACCAGGUUCCACAAGAUGUAACCCAUCUGUAAAAAUUAAGCAAAUAUAUUUUCUAUUUUAAUUAGAACAAACUAUUUUAAUACAUUUCGAUAAAGUGUUUUAUUCCAUGCCUUAAAAUACUGGGGUGGAGGGAGAGAAAGGAAGACCAUUUUCUUCUGGUUUUUAUAAGGAGAACAAAUAAUAUUACUUUUUGAUUAUGGUAUAAAUGGAACAGAGAAUUAUGUGAUCCUUUAAGUUACGUGUUGUAUCUCAGGGAAUUUUAUACUGUAAAGUCUCUUAAUCUUCAUAGAAUGAAGUAAUUUUGUCUUUGUAUUAAUUAUUUAGAUUGACUCUCAAUAAAAAUAAAGGAAGUAGCACAAA
This is a messenger RNA of Calidris pugnax (ruff), 3984 nucleotides long. It is a transcript of the gene FUT4, whose product is annotated as fucosyltransferase 4. Lineage: Eukaryota; Metazoa; Chordata; Aves; Charadriiformes; Scolopacidae. The annotation marks the transcript as partial. The transcript has a single exon. Gene Ontology annotation, molecular function: alpha-(1->3)-fucosyltransferase activity. The record is from RefSeq and is a predicted model, not a curated record. Gene Ontology annotation, cellular component: membrane.